Schistocerca serialis cubense is the source of this 740-nucleotide messenger RNA. RefSeq names its product cyclic pyranopterin monophosphate synthase-like. The record is from RefSeq and is a predicted model, not a curated record. NCBI's taxonomy places the organism in Eukaryota, Metazoa, Arthropoda, Insecta, Orthoptera, Acrididae. Gene Ontology annotation, biological process: Mo-molybdopterin cofactor biosynthetic process. Bases 47 to 694 code for a protein of 215 amino acids. The transcript has a single exon.
CUUCUCAGAUACCAAUAUUUCGCCCCUGUUUGUGUCGGAUACACAGAUGUCUCAGUUGUUGUCACAUAAUUUGAGUGUAGUGACUGAAUCUAGAAAACAGUUUCUUUUGCUUCCCUGUACCCCAAGCAUUAUGUGCAAUACAGGACUCCUAACAAGACAAACACACAGAGCACAGCCCUCUGUCUUCUCUUGCCGUUUCUGCAGUUUGGGAGCACAGUCCGGAAGUCUGACUCAUGUUGACCGGACCGGCAGGGCGAAAAUGGUCGACGUGGGUUCGAAGCUGGUGACAGAACGGACUGCUGCAGCACGAGCAAAGGUUUUUGUGGGACCCGAACUGGUGAAACUCGUACGAGAAAAUGGCCUGAAGAAAGGUGACGUACUUAGCGUUGCUCGCCUGGCGGGAAUUGUGGGGUCCAAGCAGACGUCCAGCCUUAUCCCUCUGUGUCAUAACAUAUCUUUAUCCUCUGUGGCUGUGGACAUUGAACUGGACUCUGCUCUCAACUGUGUGAUUGUAACUGGCACGGCAAAGUGUAGAGGGCAGACGGGUGUGGAGAUGGAAGCUCUCACUGCUGUAUCGGUGUCUGCCUUAACAGUGUACGAUAUGUGCAAAGCUGUGAGUCAUGACAUUGUGAUAUCUGAAAUAAUGCUUCUGGCCAAAAGUGGGGGAACUAGAGGAGACUUCCACCGGACAUGAGCAUCUGUGUGGGGCAGUGAAAUAAGUUAAGUAUACCUGGUGUGAU